Molecule: messenger RNA, 1425 nt
Organism: Cutaneotrichosporon oleaginosum
Lineage: Eukaryota; Fungi; Basidiomycota; Tremellomycetes; Trichosporonales; Trichosporonaceae
Cellular component (GO): ribonucleoprotein complex; nucleus; cytoplasm
Molecular function (GO): mRNA binding
Source: RefSeq, a predicted model, not a curated record
CCCGCCGCUGCUGCGUGCUCAACGACUACCCCCCAUCAAGCAUCCACAACGCACGCUCGACCUACAUCGCUUCGCACGCGACUACCAACCUCGUCCCACAUCGCAACCAAACAAUGUCUGCCGCCAACGCCGCCUCUCCCGCCGCCGCCGCCCCCAACGCCGCUCCGGCUCCCGCUACUACCUCGGCGACUGCCCAGGCCGCUGCUGCCCCUGCCGCCGCCACCGCGACUGACUCAACCGAGGACUACGAGGGCCACCGCGUCUACAUCGGUAACCUUGCUUUCUCGGCCACUGAGGAGCAGAUCCGCGAGCACCUCGCCAAGGUCGGCGGCGAGAUCACUUCGGUGAUUCUUCCUACCCGUUACAAGAACCGUCCCGCCGGUUACGCCUUCGUCACGUACAAGAACGAGGCCGACGCCACCAAGGUCGUCGAGGCCCUCAACGAGACGGAGAUCGGUGGCCGUCAGGUUCACCUCCAGCUUGCGCGCUCCAAGGAGGAGAAUGCUGAGCGUCGCACGGCGCUCCUCGAGAAGCGCAAGGAGGCCAAGGCUGCCAAGGUGGCCAAGGCCAAGGAGGUCAAGGAGGAGAAGGAGGCGGCCGACACUCCUGCAGUGGACGGCGAGAAGUCGGCCACCAGAGCCGACAAGCCUCAGAAGAAGAAGAAGGCCGCGGCCUCAAAGGCAAGUUCCGUCUUGCCAUUGUAUGUUUCAAAGUUGACACCCUCACAGUCUCGCCGUCGUCGCCCCGAGGACGGCGACGAGACCGCUGUCGACGACGAGGCCGAGGCCGUCGACACCCCGGCCAAGCCUUCCAAGCCGCCCAAGAAGGCCAAGGAGCCCAAGGCCAAGGCCGAGAACGGUGAUGCCGCGGACAAGGAGCCCAAGGAGCGCAAGCCUCGUCUUGUGCUGACCGGCGAGUUCAGCAAGAACACGGUCUUUGUGGCCAACCUUCCCUUCACUGUUGAUGACGAUGGUCUUAGCGAGAUUUUCACUAAUCUCUCGAUCAAGGUCAAGUCGGCGCACGUUAUCAAGGGUAUUCGCAAGCUCCCGGGGCGCCGUGCGUUCCGCGGUUCAAAGGGCUUUGGCUUCGUUGUUCUCGAAGACGAGGCCCAGCAAGUUUCCGCUGUCGAGAAGGUCAAUGGUAUGGAGGUUCAGGACCGUAAGAUUACUGCAAAGGUCGCGCAGGAGAUGAAGGCACUCGAGGAGAUCGACAACGAGAUGGCCCAGCGCAACUCGAAGACGGACGUCAAGGCGGACGCCAAGGCGGACACCAAGGCCGAGGUCAAGGCUGACACCAAGACUGACGCCAAGGUUGAGGCGACUGCAUAAUCAUAGCGACCAAAGGCAUUCAGUAGCGCCGGGCUUUGUCCGGCAUCAACAUUGUAUAUAGUAACCGUUCCGUCAUCAUCACUCGGUCGGGGUCGAU